GGCUCCCUGGCUGCCGGGGCAGCGCGCCGCUCUCUCAAGAUGGCUGCCGCGACCGGCGGUGCCGUGGCGGCGUCGACCGCCUCGGGUCAGGCGGAAGGGAAGAAGCUCACGGAACUGCGAGUCAUCGAUCUCAGGUCGGAACUGAAACGACGGAACUUGGACAUCACCGGAGUGAAGACGAUGCUGGUCUCCAGGCUCAAGCAGGCUAUUGAAGAGGAAGGAGGCGAUCCAGAUAAUAUUGAAUUAACUGUUUCAACUGAUACUCCAAACAAGAAACCAACCAAAGGCAAAGGUAAAAAACAAGAAGCAGAUGAGUUGAGUGGAGAUGCUUCUGUGGAAGAUGAUGCUUUUGUCAAGGAAACUGAAGCGCAAGAAGGUGAAGAUGACACCUUUUUAACAGCCCAAGAUGGUGAGGAAGAAGAAAAUGAGAAAGAUGUAGCAGGUUCUGGUGAUGGUACACAAGAAGUAUCUAACCCUCUUCCUUCAGAAGGGAGCCUAGCUGAGGCUGAUCACACAGCUCACGAAGAGAUGGAAGCUAAUGCGACUGUGAAAGAAGCUGAGGAUGACAACAUCUCGGUCACAAUCCAGGCUGAAGAUGCCAUCACUCUGGAUUUUGAUGGUGAUGACCUCCUAGAAACAGGUAAAAAUGUGAAAAUUACAGAUUCUGAAGCAAGUAAGCCAAAAGAUGGGCAGGACGCCAUUGCACAGAGCCCGGAGAAGGAAGCCAAGGAUUAUGAGCUGAAUGCCAACCAUAAAGAUGGUAAGAAGGAAGACUGCGUGAAGGGUGAGCCUGUCGAGAAGGAAGCCAGAGAAAGUUGUAAGAAAGCAGAAGCUGGAGACAAAGAAAAGGAUACUUUGAAGAAAGGGCCCUCGUCUACUGGGGCCUCUGGUCAAGCAAAGAGCUCUUCAAAGGAAUCUAAAGACAGCAAGACAUCAUCUAAAGAUGACAAAGGAAGUUCAAGUAGCACUAGUGGGAGCAGUGGAGGCUCAACUAAAAAUAUCUGGGUUAGUGGACUCUCUUCUAAUACCAAAGCUGCUGACUUGAAGAACCUCUUUGGCAAAUAUGGAAAGGUUCUAAGUGCAAAGGUAGUUACAAAUGCUCGAAGUCCUGGGGCAAAAUGCUAUGGCAUUGUGACUAUGUCUUCCAGCACAGAGGCGUCCAGGUGCAUCGCACACCUUCACCGCACAGAGCUGCAUGGACAACUGAUUUCUGUUGAAAAAGUAAAGGGUGAUCCUUCUAAGAAAGAAAUGAAGAAAGACAAUGAUGAAAAGAGUAGUUCAAGAAGCUCUGGAGAUAAAAAAACUAUGAGUGAUAGAAGUGGCAAGACACAAGCGUCUAUCAAAAAAGAAGAGAAAAGGUCAUCUGAGAAAUCUGAGAAAAAGGAAAGCAAAGAUGUUAAGAAAACAGAAGGUAAAGAUGAGAAGACUGAUAAUGGAACAAGUGGCCCAACCUCAGAAUCUAUUAAAAAAACUGAAGAAAAGAAGCGAAUAAGUUCAAAAAGUCCAGGACAUAUGGUAGUGUUAGACAAAACCAAGGGAGAUCAUUGUAGACCAUCAAGAAGAGGAAGAUAUGAGAAAAUUCAUGGAAGAAGCAAAGAAAAGGAGAGGGCUAGCCUAGAUAGAAAAAGGGACAAAGACUACAGGAGAAAAGAAAUUUUGCCCUUUGAAAAGAUGAAGGAACAAAGGUUGAGAGAACAUUUAGUUCGCCUCGAAAGACUGAGACGAGCCAUGGAACUCCGAAGACGAAGAGAGAUUGCAGAAAGAGAGCGGCGAGAGCGAGAACGCAUUAGAAUAAUUCGUGAACGGGAAGAACGGGAACGCUUACAGAGAGAGAGAGAGCGCCUAGAAAUUGAAAGGCAAAAACUAGAGAGAGAGAGGAUGGAACGCGAACGCUUGGAAAGGGAACGCAUUCGUAUUGAACAGGAACGUCGCAAGGAAGCUGAGCGGAUUGCUCGAGAACGAGAGGAGCUCAGAAGGCAACAGCAGCAACUUCGUUAUGAACAAGAAAAAAGGAAUUCUUUGAAACGCCCACGUGAUGUUGAUCAUAGGCGAGAUGACCCUUACUGGAGUGAGAGUAAAAAGUUGUCUCUAGAUGCAGCUUCCCGAUUCAGCCAUGGGUCCGACUAUCGCCAACAGAACAGGUUUAAUGACUUUGAUCACCGCGAGAGAGGCAGGUUUCCUGACAGCUCAGCAGUACAGUCUUCAUCUUUUGAAAGCAGGCGGGAACGUUUUGUUGGUCAAAGUGAAGGGAAAAAAGCACGACCAACUGCCCGAAGAGAUGAUCCAAGCUUCGAAAGGUAUCCCAAAAAUUUCAGUGAUUCCAGAAGAAAUGAGCCUCCACCACCAAGAAAUGAACUUAGAGAAACAGACAGACGAGAAGUCCGAGGAGAACGAGAUGAGCGGAGAACAGUGAUCAUUCAUGACAGGCCUGAUAUCCCUCACCCUAGACAUCCUCGAGAAGCAGGGCCUAACCCUUCUAGACCAACCUCCUGGAAGAGUGAAGGCAGCAUGUCCACAGACAAGCGGGAGUCAAGAGUCGAAAGACCAGAAAGAUCAGGAAGAGAUGUCUCAGGUCACAGUGUGAGAGGUGCUCCCCCUGGAAAUCGCAGUAAUGCUUCGGGCUAUGGAAGCCGAGAGGGAGACCGAGGAGUCAUCUCAGACCGCGGGAGUGGAGCCCAGCACUAUACCGAGGAACGUCAUGUGGUUGAACGCCAUGGGCGGGACACAAGUGGACCAAGGAAAGAGUGGCAUGGUCCACCUUCUCAAGGGCCAAGCUACCAUGACACAAGGCGAAUGAGUGAUGGUCGGGCAGGAGCAGGCAUGAUCACUCAGCACUCAAGUAAUGCAUCCCCAAUUAAUAGAAUUGUACAAAUCAGUGGUAACUCCAUGCCAAGAGGAAGUGGCUCUGGAUUUAAGCCAUUUAAGAGUGGACCUCCACGGCGGUUUUGAAAAGGAGCUUUCUGCCACGGUUUCAAGAUAAUUUAUUGAAAUCUGUAAACUUUACUUGACUACUUAUGAAGAGGACCUCUGAUCGCUUGAGAGUUCUAGCUGACUUUUCUUUUUUAAAAAAAUUUAACGUAAUUGGUUUUCUCAAUUUUAGAGAAGAUGUUGAAAUAGUUCUGUUGAAACUUUUAAUAGUUUUAUGUAUCGUUUAACUUUUUUUUCCUGCAGCACCAAGACGCAUUUGAAGAGACUGGACUCGCAGUCAUUUGUUGACCCUGUGUGAGCACAAGGCGCAGUGUGCAGCCUGUGGUCGUGGUUUAUUUGCACAUUCGCUCGGUGUGCCAGGCUCUAGAGUUGCUCAUCACCAAGCAUUGCCAGCCUCCAUUUUGGAGGCUGUUUAAGCUUCAAAAGUCUGCUGUCUAAUUUUUAGAGAUUAAGAUUGUUCCUUGCAUUUCUUGAGUAUUAUGUAACCUAUUUUUGCAGAAGGUACUGUUACAUUAAGUGCAUCUGUGUAUCCUGGUUUAAAAAAAAUGUAAUCUUUUUUGAAAUAAACCUUCAUAUUCUGUAUAGUUA
Messenger RNA from Jaculus jaculus (lesser Egyptian jerboa), 3516 nucleotides. It is a transcript of the gene Sltm, whose product is annotated as SAFB like transcription modulator. Bases 40 to 2949 code for a protein of 969 amino acids. The transcript is spliced from 20 exons. Gene Ontology annotation, molecular function: RNA binding; sequence-specific DNA binding. NCBI's taxonomy places the organism in Eukaryota, Metazoa, Chordata, Mammalia, Rodentia, Dipodidae. Gene Ontology annotation, biological process: regulation of mRNA processing; regulation of transcription by RNA polymerase II. The record is from RefSeq and is a predicted model, not a curated record. Gene Ontology annotation, cellular component: nucleus.